Messenger RNA from Durio zibethinus, 1916 nucleotides. The record is from RefSeq and is a predicted model, not a curated record. NCBI's taxonomy places the organism in Eukaryota, Viridiplantae, Streptophyta, Magnoliopsida, Malvales, Malvaceae.
GUCCUGGAAACUGCACAGUGGUUGGAAUAAUAUAUUGGCUAGUUGGAGUCUUUAGGUGAUUUCAUAUGCUCAUAUAUCGAGGGAAGCUUUGGGGUUCACUUGAAAUCUUGCUAGCUAAACUUGAAAAACGAGUCGACGGGUAAUAAUAUUGUCACCUAAAGUAAUCUAGAACCAUCCAUUUAUCAGCUUCUGCACUCAUACGCUUAGCUUUGUAGAGAGUGCAAGCUCGUGGGGACGAUCUCUGUUUGGGGAAUAUUAUUCUCCAUGUUCCUCAACUUUUACACCCAUCCUUCACUGUGGUUCGAUGCAGGUUUGUUGAAAUGUUCUAAAUGGUAGUUUAUGAUAUUUGCUUGAUCAAGACCAUCCAAAUGUAUAUUCCUUUGUUUUGAUCUUGGUGCGUUAGAUCAACAAAACAUUGACCAGCACAUUUCAACCCUCAUCACUGCUUGAUCGCUAAAUUCCGUGCUAUUGUGCUUUUAUCCCAAAACUAUUCAAAUUGUAUCCUGCUGUUAAAAGCAAAACAAAAGAAGAUUUGGCCAAUUAUGGCUUGUCACCUAACAGAAUGAAAAAUAAUAAACAAUCACCGCAAAAGGAGAAUAUGAAAAAGCAGUUUAGAGGAGGAAGAAGCCAAGGGAAAGAAAGCAUGCGACACAUUUUAUUUAAUCCAAAAAGAAGAUAGGGAACAAGAUUUUGGAUUCUGUGUAAAUAAAUUCCCAUAUUCUAUUCAUUUCAUCAACACCCUCUUCAGUUAUCUCUUCUCCUUCAAAGAAAUGGCAAGACUGGGCAUUUUGGCACUAGUUUUCUCCUUUGCCCUUUACAUGGCAGGCAUAGCUGCAUCUGCUUCUACCAGAAAUUCAAGCCCAACAGACUACAUCGUGGCAUCCUGCAAAGCCACAAGGUAUCCUGCGUUAUGUGUCCAAUGCCUUUCAGGUUAUGCUAGAGCAAUUCAACAAAAUGAGCAACACCUCGCUCAAACUGCCUUAUCAGUCAGCCUUUCCAGGGCUCAGUCAGCCGCAGCUUUUGUUGCCAAGAUGACUCAAGUAAGGGGCAUCAAGCCUAGAGAGCGUCAAGCUGUGAAAGACUGCGUAGAAAACAUGGGUGAUAGUGUAGACAGACUUAGCCAGUCAGUCAAGGAACUCAGCCAUAUGGGACGAGCUGUUGGUCAGGACUUCAUGUGGCACAUGAGCAACGUGCAGACAUGGGUCAGUGCUGCACUAACAGAUGAAAAUACUUGCCUUGAUGGCUUCGCAGGCCACGUCAUGGAUGGAAACAUCAAGGUUGCAAUAAGGCGCAGGGUCGUCAAUGUUGCUCAAGUUACUAGCAAUGCGCUUGCAUUAGUAAAUCGCUUUGCAGCAAGACACCGAGCUGCUGCACCUAAUGAAAAGCCUUAGAUUGAACCUGGAGAAUAUCUGGUUUAUGUAUAAAAGCGUUAUUGGUGUCUUUAAGUAAGUCUGUGACAGUUUGGAGUUCGUCUAAAAGGGUCUCGGCCUGCUUGGAUUGCAUGUAACGUAACAAUAUCAUAUAACGAGUCCAAAUCUAUGCUAAAAAAAAGAAAACUCCUCGCCUUGUAUGAUAGUAAAGUUCUAUAUUCUGUAUAAUAGAAUUUAGCGUAAAUGAACCCUUUCUUUUCCAUCAAAAAAUAUUGUAACCUUCCAUAAAUCUGUCCCUACCCAUAUGAGAUUUCGUUAAUUUGAAAGAGUUAAGUCUUGAAAAAAAAAAAAAAGUUAAGUAAAGGAAAGCAAAGUUGUACUAGAAGGUCCAAAGCUGGAACGGAUUCAGCCCAGCUAGCAAAUAGCAAAGCGAUAAAGCCAACCCCACAGGACAAAACAGAGAAAAAAAAAACAGUAAAGUCCUCUCCAGGAAAGAAACAAAACAGAGGCAUCAACAGACCGGGACGAGACCCCAGUACAGGUUAG